ACUCAGAAGUCCAAUUAGCCCCUUUGGGCAGAGCCUAAACUAGGGUUAUAAUACAACUGUCAUCAAAACUGCAAUGGCCAGAUCUGUUACUUUAGGGUCUCUGCAAUGUCAUAUUAAUGUUGUUAUGACGUAGUUGAGUCUUUUCAACAAAGAGUGACUAUCUGUACAAACAUGCUACAAGUCUUGAAUGAACAAUGUAAAAUGUCCUGUUUGCUACUGGGUGAUGCAGGUGGGCCGUGAGGACAACUGGCAGCAGGGUCUGAGAGUGAGGCCCUCCCAGACGCCCCAGUCCCCCAGUCCCCCUCCUUCCCUUUUCUGGGGGGGUCUGUUCUCACCACUGACCUCCAGCAGACAGGACAUCACUAUGGAGUUAAAGGAUAAGGCUGUGGUGGUGGUGCGAGAGACAGGAGAGGAGGUUCACCUGGAGCUACCAGUCAAACCCUGCAGGAUUGGGGUCUACCUGGAUAGCGACACACGCCAGGUCACGUUCUGCAACGCAGAUGACACCUCGGUCAUCUACACUGUCUCGUGUGGUCCUUGACCGAUCAUACCAAUGUGAACCUGUAGGCUAUAGUAGAUGCAAACAUCAACAGAACAUGUUAGCUCUAACUUGCAGGAAUGUCCCGACGUGUGUUUUUGUAUGUGUGAAGAGAGUUGAGUGUUUAUUAUUAUAUGUUCAUUAUUAUACUGUGUAUUAUAUGUAUAAUAUUCUCUGCUCUGCCUAUCAGUCUAUCUGUCCAAUACUGCGCUUCAAACAGGCCCACUGACAAAAGGGGGACAAAGGAGUCAGUUAUUCCAGGCCCAGGCAGUGGAGGGCCCCAGAGUUCCCAUUACAUUGUACAGUAAGCAUGGACAGACAGGGGGUUAAGAUUAAUUUGUCCUGGGCCUGUUGUCAUAUCUGGUUGCAAAU
Engraulis encrasicolus (European anchovy) is the source of this 910-nucleotide messenger RNA. RefSeq names its product probable E3 ubiquitin-protein ligase TRIML1. The record is from RefSeq and is a predicted model, not a curated record. NCBI's taxonomy places the organism in Eukaryota, Metazoa, Chordata, Actinopteri, Clupeiformes, Engraulidae. Bases 188 to 541 code for a protein of 117 amino acids. The transcript has 2 exons.